This is a messenger RNA of Malassezia japonica, 627 nucleotides long. RefSeq lists its product as uncharacterized. The transcript has a single exon. Lineage: Eukaryota; Fungi; Basidiomycota; Malasseziomycetes; Malasseziales; Malasseziaceae. The record is from RefSeq and is a predicted model, not a curated record. Gene Ontology annotation, molecular function: oxidoreductase activity. The coding region runs from base 1 to 627 and encodes 208 amino acids. Gene Ontology annotation, biological process: cellular response to oxidative stress.
AUGGCCAGCACUUCUACUUCCAAGAGCUUCCUCCAAGCUAUCCAGAACCGCCGCACGAUUUACCACCUGUCUGACAAGCAGAUUCUUCCUGAUGAGAAGAUCCUGAAGCUUGUCCAGCAGGCCGUGCGCGAGGCGCCGUCCUCGUUCAACGUGCAGAGCAGCCGUGUGGUCAUCCUCCUCGGCGAGCAGCACAAGAAGUACUGGCUCGAGAUUGUUCCCGAGGCGCUGCAUGCCGCCAAGGGCGAGAAAGCCGUCCAGGGCUCCAAGGACAAGCGCGAGGGCUUCGCUGCGGGCUACGGCACGAUCCUCUUCUUUGAGGACGAGAACCUGAUCAAGGGCCAGCAGGAGGCGUUCCCUUCGUACGCUCCCAACUUCCCUAUCUGGUCGAUGCACGCUUCGGGUAUGGCGCAGAUCUACACCUGGACGCUCCUUGAGGCCGAGGGCUACGGCGCGAACCUGCAGCACUACGGCAACCUCACCGGCGAGACGCUGAAGAAGGUGUACAACCUGCCCGAAUCGUACCAGCUCCAGAGUGAGAUGGUGUUUGGCUACCCCGAGACGCCCGCGGGCGAGAAGGCUUACCACCCCGACCACGAGCGCGUGAUUGCUUACGGAAAGAGCGCGUAA